AACGAACAUUGGAUUGAUUCAUGCAUGAAUGCUGCAUCGACUCUGCUCGUUUAGCACCACGCGCAAGAUGGAAGAAACCCUGAAGGACCUGUGGGCUGCAUCCUAUGAUGGCUGGAUCAAUGUCCCUGGAGUGGAUGGUGUUCUGUAUUCCCGACCAUUGCUGGAUGGAGAAAGUCAAGAUGCUGAUCGCCAUCCGGCAUACCCCCCCUCGGUCCUGCACUCGCAUCUGUUUGCGUUUGGCGCGUGGAACCCCAUGGGCGAGCUUUGCUCUCGAGAACACAACAAUGCGGCGCAUGACAAACUGAAGGCGCGGAUGAAGUCGGUGGUGUUUCCGGAUACCUGCUGGGUUCGACACUCGUUUGGAUUCUCCAAGGAAUGGCGUGAGCCUGGGUUUGUGAUUGCUUGUCCGCCCCAGGAAGCGUACAACACCCGACAAACUGUACUGGAUCUCGCAUCCGAGUUCAAGCAAGGUGCGAUCUAUGAAUACGAGCCAAGGGCUGACAACCCUUCGGUGCUGCUUCGCAAAACCGCACAUUGCCUCAUGACGUCGACUGUGGAUGCCGAUGUGUUGGUCGUUCGCUCGGAUCGUCCUCCCAUCGGCAAUGCAGAGCCCUUUGGAAUGUAAACAGAUGUGUGCCUUGCGUCCCCUUAAAUGAUUCGAAUUCAUGGGCGGUGUCGACGUGCAACUUCCAGGUGGAUACUGUAUCGUCGUUUUGCUUUAUACUUCGAUCGGUCCGUUCUCCAAGUCCAAUGUCGGCUGAGUGCGCUAAUAAUGGAGCAGCACUUGACGGACGAUAACUCAACCAACUGAAAGGCAUCAGCCUGAGAUACUUCGAU
Messenger RNA from Aphanomyces astaci, 837 nucleotides. RefSeq lists its product as hypothetical. The transcript has a single exon. Bases 29 to 625 code for a protein of 198 amino acids. Lineage: Eukaryota; Oomycota; Saprolegniomycetes; Saprolegniales; Verrucalvaceae. The record is from RefSeq and is a predicted model, not a curated record.